AUGGAUGAAUCUCGCCGAUGCAUCGGCGAUGUUCAUCCAGAUCAAGGUGCGAUCCCGGCACAUCUCUGCGCUCUCAAAAAGCUCACGUGGCUCAACCUGUCCUCCAACCAGCUCAGCGGCCCGAUCCCGCCAGAGCUAGGGAACCUCGCAGCGCUGCAACACGUCGACCUUGAAGACAACGAGCUAAGCGGCCACAUCCCACCGGAACUAGGGGCUCUCGGCGAGCUGCAGGAGCUGCGGCUCGGAAACAACGAGCUUACAGGCCCUAUCCCGCAGGAGCUGGGAGAUCUCCGAGAGCUGCGGGAGCUGUGGCUUUCCACCAACCGGCUCACAGGUGAAAUCCCAGCGUUGCUAGGACAGCUCAGGAACCUGCAGGUGCUCAGUCUACACAGCAACACGCUCACAGGAUCUGUGCCAGCACACCUCUUGAAGCUCGUCUACCUGGUAUCCGUGCAACUCCGCGGCAACAAGUUCAGUGGUCCUGUGCCGUCAGUGAAGGAGCUGAAAGAUCUUCGUCGUGCUGUGGUUUCGUCGGGCGACAAGUGCACAGGUGUGACCGGUCGGGGCUAG
This is a messenger RNA of Ectocarpus siliculosus, 570 nucleotides long. The record is from the annotation of a GenBank genome assembly. Lineage: Eukaryota; Phaeophyceae; Ectocarpales; Ectocarpaceae.